Malurus melanocephalus (red-backed fairy wren) is the source of this 4085-nucleotide messenger RNA. It is a transcript of the gene CDC42EP1, whose product is annotated as CDC42 effector protein 1. Lineage: Eukaryota; Metazoa; Chordata; Aves; Passeriformes; Maluridae. The transcript is spliced from 4 exons. Bases 1167 to 2411 code for a protein of 414 amino acids. The record is from RefSeq and is a predicted model, not a curated record.
GCUCUCCAGCAUGGGAUGAGGUGACCGUGUGUGAUACCUGAGGGGUCACACACGCACAGGGUUCAAACCCCUGUCCUUUGUCCCGCAGCCAGGCUCCUCUAACCAGGUUAGAGAGUAACCUGGCCUUUCCCUUCCCCCAAGCCCAUUGUAGCAGGCACCCGGGRGCAGCAGGCAGCCAAUGCCGGCAGACGGGAAAUGGCACUGGGGAAGCGGGGAGGAGGAGGGGAACGGCAGAGAAGUUCCUGAAGUUUUCUGUCCUGGAUAGUUGGAAUAAAUCUCAUUUUCUCUGGUCUCCUUGCGGAGUCGAGGAUUGGCUCGGCAGUGCUGCAGCCCGCCCUCCUCCUUCCCACGUCCCCUCCCCGCCAACUUCGCUCCCUCUCUCCCGUGGCAUCAGGGCGUCAGCCUGGGAGAGCAAGCCGUGGGGGGACAGCAGUGAGAAAAAGAGGAGGACAUGUCCCCCCUUUCUCCUCCGCUGCGUUCCGGAGAACAGCACCAGUAACCCGUGGAGCAAGUUACAGCAGCCUGCGGAGAAUGUCUCGCAACUUUUCGUCUGGAGGACGGAGAAAAAAAUAAUAAUCCUGGUUCGAAAGAGUGCCUGCUGCCUGCCAGCAUGCAAGGAAAGACAGGGGCCGGGAGGAGCUGGCUUGCUUCCCUGUGGUGACCAAGAGACAAGGAAGGAGAAACACUUUCCUCCACCUCGCUCCCUCACUCAAUAGUUGUCCAGACAGAGAGCAAGGGUGGCCAACAAGGGGACCAAUGCACUUGCCCUGCCAGUCCACUCAAAGCUCUCAUUGCUGCCUGCUGCCCCACCUGUGACUGGCUCCCACUCACCCAGUGGCAGCAGAAGACCUCUAAAUACACGACCCGACACUGCUUCAGGGGACCUCUUCAGAACUGAGGGUGACUCAGACCCUCCCUGGGGACAUCUCUGUGCCACCACUGUCCUCACUACUGAGAACUUACCCUCUGAGGGUGAUUUCAUGAGCACGACGUAGCGCAGGGAAGCGGGAAACCUGCCAAAAGCCAAAGUGACGUGCACUGUGACCCCGAGAGCAUCGGUGCAGGAGCCAUGGGAAGGCUGGGGAUGUGACAGACCACCCCAGUGCUGGAAGCCUGGUGAGGGCUGAUUUUUGGAGCUUUUUCAAAGGCAGAGUGAAGGGUACAACAUGAGCCUGGGGAAGCUGCCAGUGCUCAGCUGGGUGUCAGGCUCCCAUGGCAAGCGGCGGCUGAAGUCGGAGCUGACGCCAGACAUGAUCAGCCCGCCGCUGGGUGACUUCCGGCACACCAUGCACGUGGGGCGCGGCGGGGAUGUCUUUGGGGACACCUCUUUCCUCAGCAGCCAUGGUGGGGCCGACACAGCCAAACCCAACAACUUCUUCGCCCGGACACUGCGCCACGUCCGCCGCACACCGCUGAAGAGACGGGGCAGUGGGGGCCAGGCGGGGGCCUCACCUGCCCCCCCAGCCAUAUCACCCAUCAUCAAGAACGCCGUCUCGCUGCCACAGCUCAACGAGGGGAUGUAUGAUGGUGCCAGCGGAGGCCGGGGUUUGACCAGCAAGUUCUCCUUCAAAAGUGCCUCCAACAGCUUCUCCAAAACACACCAGGCUUACGGGCUGGAGUCCGGAUUUUGCACCAUCCCUCGUGUCCCUCGCUUGGAAAAGGGCCAAGAGAGCACCUUCCCCGGGGAAGAUCAGCUGGAUCGCUCCGACUCCCUGCUGUCAUUCCGCCUAGACCUGGGGCCCUCCCUGAUGAGUGAGCUACUCCAGGUGAUGAGCUUCUCUGAAACCAAUGGGAACGAGGUGGGGGAGGAUGGCCCACACCUCCUGUGCGAUGAGGGGACCAAGGACAGGGUUCCUCCACCAGUGGGUGCAUCCCAGGAAGAGGACAAGGCAACAUCCAGCUUCUGGGACCACUCCAGGCAGAACAACUUGUCGGGAGCCAGCUCACUGCCAGGUCUGUCGGUCCAUGCCAAUGGAGAGGCACAUGCCAUUGAAGGCGCUGGAGGGAACUCUGACAGGGCUUCCGGGCCAGGGGCAGCACCCAGAGGGUCCCUGUGGCAGGGGCACUGGAACGACUGCACCAUUGAGGCAGGAGAAUUUGACCGAGCAGCCCAGGUCCUGGCCCGCCAUUACGGUGGGACUAGCACCCCACGCAGCUCGGAGAAGGGCGAGGGUCCCCAGCAGGUCCGAACACAGACCCUGUGGGAGAGCCCCAGCAGCAGCUUGUGGGGGUCACAAGUGACAAGGCAGAGCCGGUCCCCCGAGGCCAGCUGGAACCAAGGAGAGGAGGAGGUUGAGGAGACCAAGCUCUCCAGCCUGCAGGAAAGCUACAGUGAUGCCCGAGGGGGCUGCAGCAAUUCUUUCGAGUAUGCUGAUGAGGAGGAGGAAGAGGAUGAUGAAGUCAAGGUGUGAACGGCCAUCCCUCCCAUCACAAGCCCCUCCAGAGACACUGGUACCGGGAUGUUUGCCCUCCUCCCUGUGCCCCACCCGCUGGUGCCUGUGUUACCAGCAGACCCAGUGGGUGAUCUCCUCACCAAGUUGGGGCAUUGGGUGGGCCAGAAAGGGGCAGGAAGAGAGCCCAUCUCCUGGGGGUUUCCCUGGGGCUGGGCCAGGCUGCUGCAGAGGGCCAGGGGGCACUGCAGAGCCAGGCAUAGCACCCCUUCUCCAGCCUCACAGCCAUUAGACAUCACAGGAACAUUCCCAUGUGCCAAAGGAACCCCAAAUCCUUCCUACCCCAUCCCAUUCUCCCCAGAACCCUCUGUCUCAACCCUCAGCCUGGCCACACCAGCACAUCUGGGGACACACCCCAUCCUUCCACUGACAUCCCCAGCCAUCCUCUGCACUAUUACACAUGCCUGCCCAGAGAUAUUCCUACAGAUAGCUCUGGCAUGUAGGGGAUGGGCAUCUCCCCAACUCCAACUGGUGCAAGACCYUUUGGUAUGGCCCAUCUAUCAACGGGGAGGAUAGCUGGGGUCCCAAGGCAAACCCUACAGCACUGAGCUUUCUCUUCUCCCUUCCCCCCCCCCCCCAAAAAAAAGCUGUGUGUUCAGCAUUCAGGAGGUAAGAGCAUGCACAGAGACAAUCAGGAAUCUUUCCACUUGCCUCCUGCUGCUGGGUAUCACUUAGGACAACUUCUUUCUUACCCCCACUCCUCUCAGCAAUUGAGAGGGGAGAAACUUCUUGGCUAGCUGGUGGCAAAGGUAGGCUGUCAGGUCACCAAACUGUGGUUCAAGCCCUAAAAAUCCCUUCUUUUUCCCCUGUCUCAGAAAAAGCAGACUCCUUUGCAGCCACUCAGUUUGUGUCACCAUCCUCGUGAUGAUYGCACAGCGUUUGUGUCUCCAUCCUUGCUCCUUGCUCCCCUCCCCGUUCCCCACACACAUGACCCUCUUUCCAGUGCACCCCUUCCCAAGAGUAAUGUACCAUGGCUAAUGUCCCUCGCUGAGUGGCCCUGGGUGACACAGCCACCCUGGAAUGAGCUGCCCCCCACACUGCCCCGUGUGCAAACUGGCCCUCAUAGAAGCGCCUUUGUGCCRUGGUGUGGAGCCGACAUGCUCAGGGGCUGAGGUCACCAGAGGGACCCUCACAGGACCCCCCUUGUUCUCUGGGACAGGAGGGGGUGUGCAGUGGGGGCAGAUGCUGGGCCAUGGCUGCAAAGACUCUGCUCCCACACAGCUCACCCGCCACCCUGCUGCUUUUGCCCGGGAGCUCUUCAGAGCAGGAGAAAAAGCUCCAGGGUGUGCACAUACUGCACAUGGAAGUGCCAGGCCACCAAGGUUAAGGGCAAGCCCAUGUUCCCCAGCCUCCCCAAAGGGCUGCCUCAUGCCAGCCACCAGCAGCAAGCCAGAGCAGGCACCAGGAACAAGAAGUUCCCAGGUCUGGCUACUGGCACCCAGCAGGAUCAGCCUUAUCCUCCCUUGCACCUUCCAGGGUGGGGACCUGGGCUCUCAGGACRAGCUCCCCUCUGCCCUCUGCUUCCCAGACCGUAACAUAAGACCAAAGACACAUAUCUGUGGAAUUAUCCUUUCUGCCUCUCCUCUGUAUCCCAUGCACUUAUUAUUGUCCUUAUUAAAACAGUUUUGAUACUAA